CUAGUUAUACAUAUAUAUCUUUUAUCAUAACUCUAACAAUUUCUCGACGUUCCUUCUUUUUACAUGUCCACGGUGGAUGUAAACAUCAGAGCAGACACCUGCUAGCAAAAGGCAAAGCCAGCGUAAUAGCGUGAAUCCAGCUUAGACACCGUUAGCCGCUUUGCUAAUAGUAGCAACCGCGUUAAUUCAGACUAAUACGAGUAAAGCGUCCAAUGAAAAUAAUUGAGAAACGCUGUGAAAAUCCCUGUUCGGGUUUGCCCGGGGCCUUUUAACCGGAUCAAAUGACCGCAGCUGUCAAAUGGCAGCCGCCGUUCUCCUCCCUCAGCUGUGUGUCCGGUUUUGCUAGCGGUGCGCGCGGUCGGUCUGCGCGCGGUGUUUACGUGCGCUCUGCGGCUCGAGCGGCGGCGGCUCGAGCUUAACGGUAAACCGAACAAUAACCAGUAGCACGACUCAAACCGCACUGACUAGCUGAGCUUUAGCUAAUAAUAAUAAUACCCAGGGCUCGGUCUGGAUUUGGCUUCAUUUAGCCCAGACGAGCCGAGCCAAGCAGCUGUGCCCGUGGACUGACAACCGGCAACACAAGGCUUAUUUUUUAUCGAGGCUGGCUCUACAUUCCGCAUUUCUCAGACCUUUGUCCCCCUCCAUUGUGUAGCUAACGAUCAUCUGCUGCUGUCUGCCGUAGCCUCUGCCUGUUCUCUGCAUCUAGCUGUAUUGUGAAUCCCUUCUUCCUCAUUUCCUCCUUCCAUCUGAAGACGACAUUGGCAUUAAAAAAAACCGAGUUCCCACUCAUACCGUAUCCUUCUGUGUAACAGACUAAAGAAUAACACCUUCUUUGUAGAAAACAGUUUGUCUUUAUUUAAACUGUCAUGUUGCUCUUUAGUGAAUAACCCAUUGUAGCAUUAGACUUUACUACAGACUGUCAUUGUGAUUCUCCCAUUCAGUGUGGAUAGACUACAUUCUGCUGUAAAUUUCUGUAAAGUGGAUACAUUUUGACUCCUCCCUGAUUCGAUUACAGCCAGGCUUGAUCGAAGUCAUUGGAUUUUGUCUCCAUUCCCCCCCCCCCUAUUUGCAAAGGUGCAUUGUACCAGCAGGUGUAUGAUCACCGUCUCCAAAACAUCUAAUUAUCCUGUUAACUUUCACCAAUUGGCCGGUACCUGCAGAGCUCAAAGCACAGUAGUCUGUGUCAUGUGUAGUUUCAUAUUUGAUGGUCCACUGCACCUGUUACAGUGGUGUAUACAAACAGCUAAUUAUAAUCCUCUCCAUGAGUCAAAGACUGUGUUCCUGCUAGAUGAAUUGGUUUUGACGGGAACAGUAAAUUGGCAGGAGUCUGGGUCUAAAUCAUCCUAUUUGAGAAAUCCCUGUUUUUGAUCCACUUAUCAUGCACAGCCCCUUCUCAAAUCGUUCAGACGCCUCCAGAAUGCUAUCCAUUUUACAGGGAUGUGUAUAUCCUGCACUGCUGUAGAACUCCUUUUUAGAUUUACAAUGUCUUUUAUUCUUUGGUUGUGGUUUUCUACCUUAUGUUCUUGUAUUAGAUCCUAAUGCAUGGUCAUUUUAUACAUUUUGUUUUUCUACAUUGAACAGCAGAUUCCAAUGUAAUCUUUGUGUAGAGAUGUCCCUGCUGUACUGAAAUGUGCUGUAAGCAUACACAUCUACUCAUUGGAUGCUGCUUCUGUUCUGUUAACCCUACAGAGAGCAUGGUUGGGCCUUGCCUUUGGUCUUUAUUUGCAUGGUAUUAUUCUGGUUAUAUAGGCCUUAUUACUCUUAUUAUUACUAUUAUCACACAGUGCCACACAUACUAAUAUUUUCCAAUAAAGACUGUAGUUUUCUUCCUAACCUUCAGUGUGCUUUUUGCUGAUUUCCAUGUGUGCUCCCCCUCUUCCCUUCUUCACUCUGUGCUGUCACUGAGACGGUCCCCUCACUCUAUAUGUGCUCUCAUUUCUCAGCUGUCUUUGACAGAGUUUUCUGCAAGUUGCUACUCUGCUUCUAUUGGAGCGGGGGCAACCAAAUUUUCUUAUUCAUUGAAACAAAACGCAUGUUUAUACCAGAACACGCAGACAUUGGUAAUGUAGUGUCACAUGCUUUCAUUUUCCUUCUAAUCCAUACACAGUUUUUUAUUAAACAAACAUAGCCUCCCUCACAUCCACUCAUUGGUGUUCAUUGGUGUUGAAAUUGUAGCAUUGGAACCACUUCAGGCAAUAUGGAUCUAAUUCUCUAUCAAGGAGCACACUUUACCAGGCACCAACACAGCCAUGCUACCUCCUGCCGACACUUUCACUUGGGCGCUCCGCAGGCACCCAUUUCAGCUGAGUUCCCCCUAGGACAUGCCAGCCAACCGCCCCAGACAGGCCUGGCCACCCACCUGCCCCCAGCACACCAUCCGCCCCUCACUGCCCUGCCUGCACCCCCUCAGUUCCAGGAUAUGCCAGGGCCUCCAUUCCUACCUCAGGCCUUACACCAGCAAUACCUCAUCCAACAGCAGCUUCUUGAAGCGCAGCACCGCAGAAUUCUCCCACACUCCAGAAGAACCCAGGAGCGUAUUCCCCUGAACCCGCACCGGCUGCGUUCAGGUUAUGAGUACUCCCCUCCCCUCCAUGUCCCCCAGCCAAUGACACAACAGCCACGCUACCUGGCCGAAGGCACUGACUGGGACCUCAGUGUAGAUGCUGGCCUCCCUCACCACCAGUACCAGCUCCAGCAGCUUCCACAGCACUAUCAGCAUUACCUGGGCUCCCCGCGAAUGCACCACUUUCCCAGGAACACAUCCUCAGCACAAGUGGUUGUGCAUGAAAUCAGAAACUACCCAUACCCACAGCUGCACCUGUUAGCACUGCAGAGUCUGAACCCUUCAAGGCACGCCACUGCCGUACGGGAAAGUUAUGAGGAGCUGUUGCAGCUAGAGGACCGUCUAGGCAGCGUCAGCAGGGGGGCUGUGCAGACAACGAUCGAGAGGUUCACCUUUCCACACAAAUACAAAAAGAGAAAGCCAAUACAGCUGAAGAUCGGGGAGGAGGAGGAAACAGAUGUGGAUGAGAAAUGUACCAUCUGUUUGUCCAUGCUUGAGGACGGGGAGGACGUCAGGAGAUUACCCUGCAUGCACCUCUUCCACCAGGGCUGUGUGGACCAAUGGCUGGCCACCAGCAGGAAGUGUCCAAUCUGCCGAGUUGACAUCGAAACACAGCUGAACCCUGACAGCUGAUGAGAUUCAAACACCCCCCCCCUCAGCUUGUCAAUCACCCUGGUGUGGUUCCUGCUUUCUUCCAUCCGGGUCUGCUGGACCCUCCCCCCACCCCACCCCACCUCCCCACUGUUGGGUGCUUUGCCAAAAUGUCUCCAGACGUCAUGUGACAUCACCACCCUUUCUGACUCACGCUUUACUGAGCCAAGCCAGGAUUACUAACUGCACGAGAGGCCGCUAAGGACUCUCUCCUUUAGAAGCACAUCCCUCUGGAAGCAAAAGACACGCAAAACACACACAUACUCAUGUACACAGGGUUUACUUGUAGCUUGCUGGUUGUAAGUGGGGUGUUUGUGACUGUUGUGGUGUUGUACCGUAGGUAGCCCUGGGCUGUGUAGCAUGUCCUUAAAGCCAUGACUUAACGUCCUGAGAGUGGUUAACACAUAACCCCACACUGAGCUGGCUACUUUCUCUCUCCUGCUCUCUUUCUGAAUAUAUAAAUAUACAUAUAUAUUUCUCUUUUUUCCAAACACUUUCAAUCAAAGUGAAUAUUCUGCCACAAGAAAGCUUAACAACUAAAUGCUCUGAUGCCAUUUCACCUGAAGAUCAUUUGUGGUCGUUAGUAGAGUAGCAGUAACCGACAAAGUGAUAUCUGACUGGUGGACUGCCUGCCGCCUACUUUUGGGCAGCGAGCACCAGUUGAGUGUUUUAAUUCUCUCAUGCAGCUUUGACAUUUUGCAAUACAGUUGUACAUUUACCUUGGGUUGGUGUCAUGUGAGUAGGUCGCUUUCACUGCUGCUGAAAACUGAGCCCAGUGAUUGAGGCGUUGUGUGUUCUUAAAACUUAAACUUAGGUAGAAAGUGUUUUUACCAAAAUGCAUUUUUUUUGUCACAGUGUAGCUUGACCUGACACACAGGUUCACGUGUGUGUGUGUGUGUGUGUGUGUGUGCGCUCUGCCCUGCUGCGUGUGACAUAACGAAUGUGUCGAACUAACGCGUGGAUGCUUUAAAAAUGUGAGUGUGUUUCAAGGGUUUUGAAGCAACACUUAGACUCACUGUAGUUAUGUAUGAAAAAAAAAAGCAUUGCCACUGGAGUGCUUGUACAAUACAAAGCCAAAAAAAAAAAGGAGUGAAAAAAGGAAGCCAUCAUGCACUGCAGAGUGACGUGGGAGUAAAUGUGAGCUGCCGCUGUACCUGUACUGUAUCUUCAUCUGGCGUGGGGCCAGUGGCAGAACAGUGUGUGCUAAAAAUGCAUGUUUUCUUGUCAACUUGGCCUGUUAGCUUCGAUAGUGUUUCUUCAAUUUCAAAAGGUACAGAGAUGGCUGUGUGCAUGACUUAGUUAAUCUGAGCUGUGACUAUCUUCUCAACACUAACAAAUGAAAAAAAAAAAAAUAUGAGCACGGUGUCAGUGGCUGUUAUCCCCUGACUUGUAGCGUCUGUUCAUCCUGUCCCCUUUGGUGGCAACGACAGGAUCCUCUUUUUGAUGUUUACCUUAAUGCCUAAAGAACAAGCACAUGUGACAAUAGUUAUAGCAACAAAAGUUUGUUUUUCCUUCCUCGGUAUUGCAUUUGGUUUAUAUUUAGGUAUAGAAUCAUGCAGUGUUUCAACAGAGAGAGGAGCUUGCGUAUUGAUCUUGUGUAUUUGUGUGACAGACCUCCCCUCGUGGUUGCUAUGCUGGUUGCUAUGCUGUAUUGCUAGAAACGUGUAGAAUGUGGUGCGACGGAGGCAGCCUCCCUCUCACAGUGCACACAGACGUGAGACAACACAACAGCAGGAGGAAACAUUCAGGCUGUUAAAAUGAGUCGACUUCACGACAGCUCUUUAGUCUCACCAAACUUCUUUGAAUUUUUCUUCUUCAUCCUUUUUUUUUUGUUUGUUUUUAGCGUCGGCUUGUCAUUUCAGUUUCAUGAGGCCUGCGUGUUAAUGGAUGCCUUUAGGACCCUCACUGUCCUAUGCACUGUGAUAGUAGUAAAAGAAUCAUUCUUGGCCCAGAGACUUUCUUUCUUUCUAAUUUUUCUCGCCUCUUGGGCCAAGGAUCUUGUUAAUAAGGAUUUUUCUCCCUGUCUUGUGCACUGCCAGUGUUGACACUGCCUCCUCCUGUAGUGGAGUCAUCUGUGAUGAAAUUUUCAUAGUUUACACAGGGUGUUGUCAUUUGAGAUGCCUUAAGUAUUUAACAAUCAUAAUUUAUUACUAACUGUAGAUAUUGUGGGUAUGUAUUUAAUUUUAUAUAGUUUUUUUGGGGGCGACUGAAUCAUAAUUUAUUUAUUUAGAAAUAACACAAAAAUGCUAUGAAAAAAAACUAUUACCUCAUUUUUGCAUUGUUUUAAAUGGGAAUGCUUUGCAUGCAGUUGUACCUUUUUUUUGGAAAACACUAAAGUCAAAGAAAAAAAAAAUCCCUGCUGUUUGAUCUCCACAAGCUGGCUGUGCGAUGUUUACUGUCCAAGGCUGAGCUACUGAGCCCGCUCUCUGUCUAUCUCUCUCUCUCUCUCUCCCUUUCUCUCUCUCUCUCUCUCUCUCUUUCUAUGUCUCUCUCAUGUGGUGCUGUGGAUCUUGGUUACAUUCCAUUCAAUGCAAUUUCUCGGAUCCCCCAUGCUGUGAUGUAUGUAGUGGACAAACUGCAAUGAAGUGAACUGGUUUUUAGUUUGUGAUUCUUUUACUUUGUUUUUUUUGUUUUGCACUCACUGUUUAAAUAUGGGAACCCUCUCACUGGCAAACAGUAGUUAAAUAAUUUAUUCUAACUUAGACUCUGGCUUCUUAUUUUGUAUGUACGCUCUGCUCUUCACACUGCACUAUGGGUCUUAAUAAUAAUAAUAACAACCAUCUGUGAAGCAUGUUCUCUUUAACUCUUUAUAUCUUUCUCUUCAUCUCUCUUUCUCUUCAUUUCCUUUUUUUUUUUUUUUUUUUUUCCAGAAUAGUUUGUAGACUUUCUGCAUAACAAGUGCCUCGCUUUAAGUGUUAAGUGAUAUUUCCAUAUUCCUAAAAACACAUUAAUAAUAACAAUCAACCCCAUGAUGCCACCUUGCCUUAUUGGUUGCAUAAUUAAAAUGAAUGGAUCCAGAAGGAGGUACAACAUUGGACAGGUGUCUAAAAAGCCAUUACUCUCUUCAAUCGAGUCAAACCGGUAGAGGCAUGUUUCACUGUGGGCUUUAA
Messenger RNA from Sphaeramia orbicularis (orbiculate cardinalfish), 6324 nucleotides. It is a transcript of the gene ark2ca, whose product is annotated as arkadia (RNF111) C-terminal like ring finger ubiquitin ligase 2Ca. Gene Ontology annotation, cellular component: nucleus. The transcript has 9 exons. Lineage: Eukaryota; Metazoa; Chordata; Actinopteri; Kurtiformes; Apogonidae. The record is from RefSeq and is a predicted model, not a curated record. Gene Ontology annotation, molecular function: zinc ion binding; ubiquitin protein ligase activity. The coding region runs from base 2198 to 3196 and encodes 332 amino acids.